Paramecium octaurelia is the source of this 2427-nucleotide messenger RNA. The record is from the annotation of a GenBank genome assembly. Lineage: Eukaryota; Ciliophora; Oligohymenophorea; Peniculida; Parameciidae.
AUGGAUUUGGCUAUGAUUUCAAUCUUGCUUUUUUAAUCAUUUGAGGAUGGAAUCGGAUAGUUAUUAACGAUUUCUCUGAUUGUUGGAUUUGGAUCAUUUGUAUUGUUACAACAGCUGCUUGUAUUUGUUGAAUGGCAGAUCGAUAUGAAAUACAAAUUGAAUUUGGUUUCAUCUAUGGGGAAGAUAGUGAUUGUUUGGAUUAUGGAUGUCAGAUUGAACACCAAUCAAAACCUUCUAAUACUAUUUUAAAUUUACAUGACUUAAGAAUGUUACAAAAGAAAAUCACUGCAAUAUUCAUUUGUUUUUAUGAUGAUUCUAAAUUUAUUCGAAUUCAACAAUUUUAUUAAUUUCGGAUAUGAUUAACUCAUAAACUUAAUGCAAAUUGUUGUUUGGAUAGUGUAAAAUGUUUAUUAAGGCAAAUGGUCCGAGGGAGACAAAUUUCAGCAGUCCUUUGCUCAAGUGUCAACUGGAGGGGGCUAAAUAUAACAAACCUUUGCCAUCAUCUAAGAAUCUAGAAGAAGCAUGCCGAUGAUAAACUCGUUGAAAAUGAUGGACGACGAACCUUGGCUAGAUUAGUAAGAAUAUUUAUCUAAUAAGUAAAUGGUUAUCAUACGAGAAGUACAUAGUCAUGGGAGCAGAUCUAAAAAUGAAGUUCUACAGUUUUGAUCUUAAAAUAUUUGACAAAUCGAUUGAAUCCACAGAAGACCAGGAAGAAAUAGUGAAUCUCCUAUUGGAUUAAGGAGUAAAGUUUAUAUCGAGACUAGACAACAGUCAGCAAUCUCUAGUGUCUUAAAAAGGAGUUGUGACUUUGAGGUAGGUGUUGGAGAAUCAGUUGUAAACUCAGAUUAAUUCUGAUUAUUAUUAUUAGACAUUCCAGAUGCAAGGACAAGCCUUGGACAUUCAGAAGUAUCUGAUUAAUGUCUUUGGUCUGAUGGGCAGAAGGUAAAUGUAUUAUGUGAUGCAUUUUCAACUUGUUCCAAAACUCACCAUUGAGAUCAACAACAACAUUUUCGACAUGUGCAAAUCCCUAUCUCACGAACUCGGAACCAAUCUCAAUUGCAUACAAAGCUUAUCCGAAAUAGCCUUAUAAAAGUCCUCGAUCGCUCAAGAUAUCAAAGACAACAUUAUUUAGCCUAUCCUAUCCAAUAGUCAGUAAUUGAAUUUAAUCAUCUCCAACAUCAGAGAUUAUAGUUCAAUUGAAACUGAUCAAUUCUAUCUGAGCUUAUCAACAUUCAACGUUCGUGAGUAAAUCCAAGCGAUCGUGGACUUCUUCCAACCUACUUGUCAAUAAAAAGGAAUCGAGUUAAUUUUACCAGCAGAAUCUUGUAUCAUUCAAUUCUAAUACCUUAGUUCCCAUAUUCAAUGACCGCGAUCGAUUUCGUUAAGUGAUCUUUCAAUUAGUGUCUAAUGCUGUUCGUUUUACUAUCACUGGCAGUAUCUAAAUAUUGAUCAAACAGAAGGAAUUUGCCUAUGAAAUCACAGUCAAAGAUACCGGAAUUGGCAUGGUUAGCAUAUUAAUAUUUAUAUUAGGGUUUUCAAGAGGAGAGCAAUUUGAGGAGAAUCUUGGAGUAAAGGGUGAUGUUGAGAGUCUCUGACAAUAGUAUAGGAUCCAGUCUUGGACUCUUUAUAAGCAAUUUACUUGUCAAAAAAUUGAAUGCAGAUGAAGAUUGCAAAAUUCAAUUCACUUCAAAUAAAUCAGGGUCAUGUUUUUAUUUCUUUAUUAAAAAUAUGACUGAAUUCAAAGAUAACAUCGAAAAACUACAAUCUAAUUUCCACAGAACCAUUGUCAAAUUUCAAACUAUCAAUUCAUAUUAUGAAAACAUCAAUGAUGUACAAGUCAAGUUCAGCUAAGCGACUUUUAAAUCUAUUUUUAGUGGAUAAUCCAAUCUGGAUGAUGGCAAUCUCACUGUUUAUUCCAAAGAAUUCGAUGAAAACAAAUAGACUCUUCAACCUAUACAAUCGAUCAUUCCACAACUCCAAGAUACGAUUCAAGCCUAUUCGCUAAAAAGCACUUGUUGUCCAAGAGUCUUAAUAGUUGAUGACGAAUACUUUAACAUUAUGGCCUUAUAGAUGUUAAUGUCCUAAUACUCUGCAAUUAGUGAUAAAGCCUAUAAUGGAAUGGAGGCACUCGAACUCAUAAACAACAAAUUAGUCAAACCCUGUCACAUCUGCCAAAAUUGCUGUUAUUAACUAAUCUUCCUUGAUAUCAACAUGCCCAUCAUGGGUGGAAUUGAAACAGUCAAAGUCAUCAAAAGAAUGAUGCAAAAUCGAAUCAUUAAAAAGGUCUAUGUCAUUGCCAACACUGGCUUCAGUGAUCUGGAAACUAAGGAGAAGGCCUACGAUGCUGGAAUAGAUUACUUCAUGACUAAACCCUUGAACAUAGCUACUUUCAAGAGCAUAGCAGCCAAAAUAUUUCCAAAAGGAUGA